Striga hermonthica is the source of this 390-nucleotide messenger RNA. Lineage: Eukaryota; Viridiplantae; Streptophyta; Magnoliopsida; Lamiales; Orobanchaceae. The record is from the annotation of a GenBank genome assembly.
AUGAAGUUGCUGGGAUGGUGGUUGAUGCUUGUGGGCACGCUUCGAUUGGCUUCUGUUUGGUUCGGAUUUUUCGACAUUUGGGCCCUUCGUCUCGCUGUUUUCUCCCAAACGCCCAUGACUGAAGUUCAUGGACGUACAUUUGGAGUUUGGACUCUUUUGACUUGCACCCUUUGCGUUCUUUGUGCGUUCAACCUCGGGAACAAGCCUAUAUAUCUAGCCACUUUCCUAUCAUUCGUCUAUGCCUUGGGCCAUUUUUUGACGGAGUAUCUGAUUUACCACACCAUGGCUAUUGGAAAUUUGACAACUGUCAGCAUUUUUGCAGGCACAUCCAUUGUAUGGAUGCUGUUGCAGUGGAAUUCGCAUCAACCGAUCAAGACUAAACAAGUAUAA